GCAGAAGGCAGGAAGCGCUAUAGCUCGUAUCGGGGCGCGGGACCGGUAACCGUGGUUGGUCGGCUCUCCUCGGAGCACGCGGAGGCGAACGGGGAAGCAGCAUUAUGGCGGAGCAGGAUGUAGAAAACGAGCUCCUGGAUUACGAAGAAGAUGAAGAGCCCCAGGCUCCUGCAGAGAGCACCCCAGCGCCCCCGAAGAAAGAUGUCAAGGGGUCCUAUGUUUCAAUCCACAGCUCUGGCUUCCGGGAUUUUCUGCUGAAGCCCGAGCUCCUGAGGGCCAUAGUAGACUGUGGCUUUGAGCAUCCAUCUGAGGUUCAGCAUGAGUGUAUUCCCCAAGCCAUCCUGGGCAUGGAUGUCCUGUGCCAGGCCAAGUCUGGAAUGGGCAAGACAGCAGUCUUCGUGCUGGCCACCCUACAGCAGAUCGAGCCUGUCAACGGACAAGUGACGGUUCUGGUCAUGUGCCACACUCGGGAGCUGGCCUUUCAGAUCAGCAAGGAGUAUGAGCGCUUCUCCAAGUACAUGCCCAGUGUCAAGGUGUCCGUGUUCUUCGGGGGUCUUUCUAUCAAGAAAGAUGAAGAGGUGUUAAAGAAGAACUGUCCCCACAUUGUGGUGGGGACUCCAGGACGCAUCUUGGCACUCGUGCGAAACAGGAGCCUCAACCUGAGAAACGUGAAACACUUCGUGCUGGAUGAGUGUGACAAGAUGCUGGAGCAGCUGGACAUGCGGCGGGAUGUACAAGAGAUCUUCCGCCUGACACCCCAUGAGAAGCAGUGCAUGAUGUUCAGUGCCACCCUGAGCAAGGAGAUCCGGCCCGUCUGUAGGAAGUUCAUGCAAGAUCCCAUGGAGGUGUUUGUGGACGACGAGACCAAGCUCACGUUACAUGGACUACAGCAAUACUAUGUCAAGCUCAAAGACAGCGAAAAGAACCGCAAACUCUUCGACCUCCUGGAUGUGCUGGAGUUUAACCAGGUGACACUGCUGUUGCCUGUUGUGGGGUUCUGGGCCUUAGGAAGAACAGUGCAUGGGGACCCUGGCUCUGACUCCGCUGCCUCCCUCUGGCAGGUGGUGAUCUUCGUGAAGUCAGUGCAGCGCUGUAUGGCCCUGGCCCAGCUGCUCGUGGAGCAGAACUUCCCAGCCAUCGCCAUUCACAGGGGCAUGGCCCAAGAGGAGCGCCUGUCACGCUAUCAGCAGUUCAAGGACUUCCAGCGGCGGAUCCUGGUGGCCACCAAUCUGUUUGGCCGAGGGAUGGACAUUGAGCGAGUCAACAUCGUCUUCAAUUAUGACAUGCCUGAAGACUCAGACACCUACCUCCACCGGGUGGCCCGUGCGGGUCGCUUUGGCACCAAAGGCCUGGCUAUCACUUUUGUGUCUGAUGAGAAUGAUGCCAAAAUCCUCAAUGAUGUUCAGGACAGGUUUGAAGUAAAUGUGGCAGAGCUUCCUGAAGAAAUUGACAUCUCUACAUACAUCGAGCAGAGCCGGUAACUACCCACUCACCUGACAUCCUGGAGCCACCCUUCUUCCCACCUGCUGCUUCAAGACUUUCUAGGCUGCCGUGGGGCUUUCUUUUUACUGUUCAAAAGCUGUAGAUUUGUGUAAGAAUAAAUUUUUAUUAUGGAA
Molecule: messenger RNA, 1616 nt
Organism: Molossus molossus (Pallas's mastiff bat)
Lineage: Eukaryota; Metazoa; Chordata; Mammalia; Chiroptera; Molossidae
Gene: DDX39A
Product: DExD-box helicase 39A
Exons: 10
Coding region: 105-1481 (458 amino acids)
Biological process (GO): mRNA export from nucleus; mRNA splicing, via spliceosome
Molecular function (GO): RNA helicase activity; ATP binding; RNA binding
Source: RefSeq, a predicted model, not a curated record